CGCAGCGCCCCCGGCCCCCGGCCCCCGCGGCCCCCCGCCAUGGCGCAGACGCUGCAGAUGGAGAUCCCCAACUUCGGCAACAGCAUCCUGGAGUGCCUGAACGAGCAGCGCCUGCAGGGGCUCUUCUGCGACGUCUCGGUGGUGGUCAAGGGCCACGCCUUCAAGGCCCACCGCGCCGUGCUGGCCGCCAGCAGCUCCUACUUCCGAGACCUGUUCCACAGCUCCAAGAGCGCCGUGGUGGAGCUGCCGGCCGCCGUGCAGCCGCAAUCCUUCCAGCAGAUCCUCAGCUUCUGCUACACCGGCCGCCUGAGCAUGAACGUGGGCGACCAGUUCCUGCUGAUGUACACGGCGGGCUUCCUGCAGAUCCAGGAGAUCAUGGAGAAGGGCACCGAGUUCUUCCUCAAGGUCAGCUCGCCCAGCUGCGACUCGCAGGGGCUGCACGGCGACGACACGCCGGGCUCGGAGCCGCAGAGCCCGGUGGCGGCGGCGCAGGCGGCGGCGCAGCAGCAGCAGCAGCAGCAGCAGCAGCAGCAGCAGCAGCAGCAGCAGCAGCAGCAGCAGCAGCAGGGGUGGGCGCUGCCGCUGGUGUCGCGGGUGAAGACGGAGCAGGGCGAGCCCGACGGGGUGCAGUGCACCUUCGUGGUGAAGCGGCUCUGGGACGGCGGCAGCAAGGAUGGAGGGGGCGGCAACGGCAGCAGGAAGAUGGCGAAGUUUUCCGACGCGGCGCCGCGCCCGCCCGGUAACGCCAACGCCAACGCCGCCGGUGUGGUCAGUGCUGCGGUCACCCCUGCGGCCAGCGCUGACCAGACCAGCCCCGGGGGCACCUCCAGCGCCUACACCAGCGACAGCCCCGGCUCCUUCCACAACGAGGAGGAUGAGGAGGAGGACGCGGGCGAGGAAGGCUCGGACGAGCAGUACCGGCAGAUCUGCAACAUGUACACCAUGUACAGCAUGAUGAACGUGGGGCCUGCAGCCGCAGAGAAGGUGGAGGCCCUGCCCGAGCAGCCCCCCCCGGAGCCCCGGGCCCGCGCCCGCCUGCGCCAGGACCUGGCGUCGCUGCCGGCCGAGCUCGUCACCCAGAUCGGGAACCGCUGCCACCCCAAGCUCUACGACGAGGGAGACCCUGCUGAGAAACUGGAGCUGGUCACUGGCACCAACGUGUACAUCACCAGGGCGCAGCUGAUGAACUGCCACGUCAGCGCGGGCACGCGGCACAAGGUGCUGCUGCGCCGCCUGCUCGCCUCCUUCUUCGACAGGAACACGCUGGCCAACAGCUGCGGCACCGGGAUCCGCUCGUCCACCAACGACCCCAGCAGGAAACCGCUGGACAGCCGGGUGCUGCACGCGGUCAAGUUUUACUGCCAGAACUUCGCGCCCAACUUCAAGGAGAGCGAGAUGAACGCCAUCGCGGCCGACAUGUGCACGAACGCGCGGCGCGUGGUGCGCAAGAGCUGGAUCCCCAAGCUGAAGCUGCUCAUGGCCGAGGGCGACUCCUACACCUCCUUCAUCAACGACACGGGCAAGCUGGAGCCCGACGUGAUGGGAGCCGAGCCCCCCUUCGAGCCGGGGGGCGCCGAGCCCGAGGGGAACCCCCCCGCGCCGGGGGAGGGGCUGCAGUGACCCCCUGUAAUGGGGGAGGGGCUGCAGUG
Molecule: messenger RNA, 1649 nt
Organism: Catharus ustulatus (Swainson's thrush)
Lineage: Eukaryota; Metazoa; Chordata; Aves; Passeriformes; Turdidae
Gene: NACC1
Product: nucleus accumbens associated 1
Exons: 6
Coding region: 40-1620 (526 amino acids)
Biological process (GO): regulation of transcription by RNA polymerase II
Molecular function (GO): DNA-binding transcription factor activity, RNA polymerase II-specific; RNA polymerase II cis-regulatory region sequence-specific DNA binding; protein binding
Source: RefSeq, a predicted model, not a curated record